CCUCGACUGCCUGCGCCCUGUUGUGUUGCUCUUCACCGCAUGGCUGCUCCAGUCCGGGGGGAUAACAUGUCACACUCGAGCUGCCGGACGUCCCUCUGACCGAUGCGUUGAUUAUGGUGGAAGAAAGUCUGAAUUCCAUUUAACAUUAUUUGGGAGUCUCAAGAGGGGAGUGGAGGUCGACUUUAUGCCAUGCUGCGGCCGAGAGACGCCUUAUACUAUUUCUGAAGAGACCUCAGCGGUGGUCUGACGGGGAAAAGACUUAAUAUUGAGGAGGAAUACACCUCUACCUGAUUUUAAAUCUUUUAUUUUUGCGGAAUUUCCUGCGUCGGGCUCGUGCUGCUUCAGGGAUAAAUGAUCACCUCAACCAGAAGAGUGUCUCCUGAUAAAUCUGAAGUUCGAAUCGCCUUCAGCCUCGAUGACCCAUCAGAUGUGAAAGAUGUGGAGGACCUUCCUCAGACUUCUCUGGACCUUGAACAGCGACUGCAGCCAGUGCCCCCCUGUGGCUCUCUGAGAGAGAGCGUUCAGGUCUACAAGGAGCACUGCAGGAUGGCGAGAGAUUUCCACCAGGUCAAACACGAGAUCGCCGUGAUUGAGGACUGCAAGCGCAAGUUGCUGGCAGAGCUGGUGGAGGACGAGAAGGUUGCCAUGGAGAUCGCCCGUCUCGAGGAGGAGUUCCGGCGUCUGACGGAGGAGAACCGCACCUUGAUGACUGUCCACAGCGAGCGCGCUCAGCAGCUGGAGAGGCUCUGCUUGACCAAUCGAACGAGGCGGGACUCCUCGUGACCUCUGACCUCCUGCAGACCCCCCCCCCCCCCCCCCCCCGAGGGCCUCCAAACAUCCAGCCGGACUGCCGGGACACCACGCAGACAUCAAGGCCCAGCUCCAGUGUUCGUUCUUCAUAACAACAGUCAGUGAAUCAGCUCCAGAAAGGCGUCGUGUUUACUCGUGUCUGAGUCAUUCGUUUGAACCACAGACUCGCCGUCAUCAUCUGUGUGAAGUAGCGAUUCUACCGAGCCGUGACACAAGGCCACUUUUUAUUGGGUUUUGUCAUUAUGUGAUCUCGCAGAACCUUUCCUCGUCGCCAUUGCAUUACCUCACCGUAUAUAUAUAUUUAUACAAUUUCAGCUGUCCGCGAAUCACCAGAUAUGCUGAUAUCUGUCUCCGGGUCCUGUCGAGACUCAGAUGUGUUGCCUGAGGUCUGUGGAGGGAGCCAGCGGUGGUGUGAUGUGGUCCAAAUGUUGUAUUCUAAAGGAGUGAUCCCCCCCACCCCUCUAACCUCUCUCUCCCACUUGCCUGUCAACUUCCUGUUAUAAUAAAAAAAAGGAUAUGAGACAAAUAUUUUAGUGUCGGGGAUUGGGAAAUUAUAGCCAUUUGUGAGGAACAGCAAAAGAAGAAGAGUGAUUAUCUAUUUCACAAGAAGUAUCUGCUGCGACACAACCCUGUAUGAGUUGUACAUUUUCUUUGGAUGUCUCGCCCACCUGUAGAAGCGGAGGUAUGCAACGAGGUGAAACUGUUGCUUACUCGUCUAUUAAUAAAGUGCAUUUUAUUUGAACACUA
Messenger RNA from Pseudoliparis swirei, 1557 nucleotides. RefSeq names its product map3k7 C-terminal like (gene map3k7cl). Lineage: Eukaryota; Metazoa; Chordata; Actinopteri; Perciformes; Liparidae. The transcript has 5 exons. Bases 352 to 783 code for a protein of 143 amino acids. The record is from RefSeq and is a predicted model, not a curated record. Gene Ontology annotation, cellular component: nucleus; cytosol.